AUGGAGAAAAGAGCAGUGUUUUUUCUUUUUCCAGUGGCGGUGUCUUCUCUUUUCAUCUUCUUUUUUGGUGCAUCUGUUUCAGCUAGCCUCGUUUUCGACUUCUAUGCAGCUUCAUGCCCAACAGCAGAGCUUAUUGUAAGAAACACAGUCAGUUCAUCCUCUUCUUCUGAUCCUUCAAUUCCUGGAAAGCUCCUUCGUUUGGUUUUUCAUGAUUGCUUUGUGGAGGGAUGUGAUGCAUCUUUGAUGCUACAAGGGAAUAAUACAGAGCAAAGUGAUCCAGCAAAUAGGUCUGUUGGAGGAUUUUCAGUUAUAGAAUCAGCAAAAAGAGUCCUUGAAACCUUUUGUCCUGGAACAGUUUCUUGUGCAGACAUAAUUGCUUUGGCUGCUAGAGAUGCUGUUGAAAUUGUUGGUGGUCCUAUGAUUCCAAUUUCCACAGGUAGGAGAGAUGGGAUGGUUUCACUUGCUUCAAAUGUCAGACCCAACAUUGUGGACACUAGUUUUCCCAUGGAUGAUAUGAUUAACCGCUUCUCCACUAAAGGAUUGUCUUUAGCUGAUCUUGUCAUCCUUUCAGGAGCACACACAAUAGGAACAGCUCAUUGUAGCUCAUUCAGGGGUAGGUUCCAAGAAGAUUCCAAGGGAAAGGUUACACUCAUUGACAAAACCCUUGACAGUAGCUAUGCUGAUGAGCUAAUGAAAAAGUGUCCCAUAAGUGCAAGCCCAUUUGUAACAGUAAACAAUGAUCCUGAAACAUCUAUGGUCUUUGACAACCAGUACUACAGAAAUCUUCUAAACAACAAGGGGUUGUUCCAGUCUGAUUCUGUUUUGUUAAUUGAUGAUAGAACAAGGAAACUAGUGGAGGACUUAGCAAAUGAUCAAGACCUUUUCUUUGAAAAUUGGGGCCAGUCUUUCUUGAAGCUCACUAGUGUUGGAGUCAAAACAGGUGAUGAGGGUGAAAUUCGACUUUCUUGUUCAGCAACUAAUGCAUGA
This is a messenger RNA of Gastrolobium bilobum, 987 nucleotides long. RefSeq names its product peroxidase 18-like. Gene Ontology annotation, molecular function: peroxidase activity; heme binding. Bases 1 to 987 code for a protein of 328 amino acids. NCBI's taxonomy places the organism in Eukaryota, Viridiplantae, Streptophyta, Magnoliopsida, Fabales, Fabaceae. The record is from RefSeq and is a predicted model, not a curated record. Gene Ontology annotation, biological process: response to oxidative stress; hydrogen peroxide catabolic process. The transcript is spliced from 4 exons.